CUUCCAUCUUUCCGUCGUCUGCGUAUCUGUGCCAUCUCACUCUUCUCAACAUCCUCUUUAGGUCCAACACCAACACCAACACCAACCAUUUGGCAUCCUAUAAACGUAUAGAGAGGCACAUACUGUUUUGCUUUUCAAAAGUGGCACGCAUUCAUUCGAUCCUUCGUUUCCUUCACUCUAGCAAUCGAGGCUGAGUUCAUUCAGGCGCAUCGCCAACAAGCAACUGUUUUCUACCAUUGCCUGCUUUUCAAAGCAGUCUACUGGCCACCGGUGCCAUUGCUAAAAUGGCUCCGCAGAACUUGAAUCCGCCCUCCCUGCCCCCCACUGUGGAGGAGGCAUAUCGCCGAAAGUGCAUCCAGUUGAAGGAGCGAACCAAGGAGAUCGAAGAGGAGGCCAAGGCCUACCAGCUGCGACUAAGCCGCCUCCAACGUCAGGCACAGAAGCUCCGUCUCGAGCGCGCGUUCCUCCUUGAGCAAGUUGCCAAACGUACAAGCACCAACGUCGAGGACUCCGACGGUAGUCCGAGCCCACCACCUACUCCUAAGGACAAACCCCUGCGCACCAAGCGUGGCCACCGAAAACCCUCUCUCCUCCCCGCCAACGAGAACAGCGUCGGUACUAGCACAACCUUCAUCAACCAGAACCUGACUACGCUCUCACCGAGUUCCGACGCUUUUUCACACUCGCAAUUAGACUCACAGAAGGACCCCGGCCGCAACGCGACAAACGGCACAACUCCCAAGCGCCCUAAGCGACCGAGCAACGCGUUCGAGAUCUACUGCAACGAUAAACGACCGGUCCUCCAGGCCCAGAACAAGGAUCAGAUCGAGGCAGGCGAGUUCCGACUUGAGGAAGAGUUGGCGCGCGGCUGGAAGGACCUUCCUGAUAAAGAGAAGGAGGAAUUCCAGGCGCGCUACGAGCAGGAGUUAGCGCAGUACAAGGAAGCGGUCGAGGAAUUCAAGCGGGAAACUAAGAGCGCCGCGGCCCGUGAGCGUUCGCGAAAUCGCGAGACCAACCGCUUCAGCCGCGGCGGACGCACUCGCGUCGAGGAGCUACAGGAGGACGAAGCCGGCGAUGAGGAUCCGGACGUCGAGAUGGCAGACUUAGGUGACGCCGCCGACGCAGGCGCUGCCGACCCUGAUAACACCGACCCCGAGACAGAGGUCGAUAAUGACGACUAGAAAGAACUACCAGAAGAUUUGAGCGUCUGCUAUUUACGGCAGUAACCGCCAGGCCGACAGAAAGUGAGCCGAAAACGGCGCUCACCGCUCCGCCCAGUUGUCGAUCUAUAGUACCCUCCUUUGAGGCCUUGAAUCAGACACGAGCUUUUUAAUUUUUCUCCUUUUUUUCCCCCUCAAUCAAUAUAUCUUUUUACUUUUUCGCCGGCUCCUGGACUGUUCAGGACGCAGGGGAAGAAGAGAUAUGAAUAGAGACCCGGCAAUUCAGAACAUUACUCUCUCGUGACACCACCCCCGACUACCUAUCUCAUCCCCUGCGGGUGUUUUUUUUUUUUUUUUUUUUUUU
Molecule: messenger RNA, 1524 nt
Organism: Durotheca rogersii
Lineage: Eukaryota; Fungi; Ascomycota; Sordariomycetes; Xylariales; Xylariaceae
Exons: 3
Coding region: 285-1181 (298 amino acids)
Molecular function (GO): DNA binding, bending
Source: RefSeq, a predicted model, not a curated record